CUCACAUCACACCACCAGUUAUGGCACGCAUUCUCAUCACCGGUUCAUCUGACGGUCUGGGCUCCAUUGUCGCCCAGAAGUUGAUCUCUCGUGGUCACUCUGUUGUUCUCCAUGCACGCAACAACACGCGCGCCAAAGAUGCCACCGCCGCAGCGCCAGGCGCCGAAGGUGUCGUGACCGGCGACCUUUCAGAUAUUGCAUCAAUGAAAUCCAUGGCAAAGCAAAUCAACGACUUGGGGUCCUUCGACUGCAUCAUUCACAAUGCGGGUGUCUACCAGGGUGACUUCCGGAAGACCGGCGACGGCAUUCCCUCAUUAGCAGCAGUCAACACACUCGCGCCCUACAUUCUUACAGCUCUUAUAAGUAAGCCAAAGCGCUUGGUCUUCUUGUCAAGUGAGAUGCACCGAUCUGGGUCCUCGGACCUGUCAGAUCCCCUGUACGCCAAGAAGGGUGAAAGUGGGUUCAGCGACACCUCAGCAUACUGCGGCAGCAAGUUGCACAACAUCCUGUUUGCAAAGGCAUUUGCGAGACGAUGGCCUGAAGUUAAAAGCAAUGCACUUGACCCAGGAUGGGUGGCCACGAAGAUGGGAGGUCGCGGUGCAACAGGCAGUGUCGACGCUGCAGCUGAGACGUACGUCAUGCUCGCUGAAGGCGAAGAGGAGAACGCAAAGAAGACGGGGCAGUACUUCAGGCCGGCAAAGAGGAUUGGUUCACCGCUGAAGGCGGCUGAUGAUGAGCAGCUGCAAGAUAGGUUGCUGGAGAUUUGCAGUGAAUUUUCUGGGGUCAAGUUACAGUAAGUAUGUGUUAUUCAUACCUGUCUGCUCCAUCUUUCUGUAUUUAUCUGGUCGACUCAUAUAAAACUCAAAUACCUAGCUUUUCCUUGGCUUUCUU
Molecule: messenger RNA, 891 nt
Organism: Didymella exigua CBS 183.55
Lineage: Eukaryota; Fungi; Ascomycota; Dothideomycetes; Pleosporales; Didymellaceae
Product: NAD(P)-binding protein
Exons: 1
Coding region: 21-797 (258 amino acids)
Source: RefSeq, a predicted model, not a curated record